This is a messenger RNA of Benincasa hispida (wax gourd), 1924 nucleotides long. It is a transcript of the gene RECA1, whose product is annotated as recA DNA recombination family protein. The record is from RefSeq and is a predicted model, not a curated record. Gene Ontology annotation, biological process: DNA repair. Gene Ontology annotation, molecular function: ATP binding; ATP hydrolysis activity; single-stranded DNA binding. Lineage: Eukaryota; Viridiplantae; Streptophyta; Magnoliopsida; Cucurbitales; Cucurbitaceae.
UAGACUAAAACUUGACAUUGGGUAUGGUUUAACCAAAAAAACCAAUAUAAACCCUGGGAGUCUCGCUCGCAAUUCUUCACUCACUAUUUUCGGUUUCGCUCUGCUCGCCCGGCAUGGAUUUCGUUUCGAAUUCACUGGUUUGCAAGACUCUUCCUUCCCGGACUUUGUUUCCGCCGUGCGCAACAUCUUCCCGCCGCCGCCGCCAAUGGUUGCCUUCUUCACUCUCCAAUGCUGGCAAGCGAGUCAGAGAGCUACGCUGCGAGUUCGAAGUCAACGUUAAUGGCGCUCUUUCCGGCGACUUCGACCCUCGUUCCGUCGACAGGAAAAAAGCAUUGGAGGCAGCAAUGAAUGACAUAAAUAGCUCAUUUGGGAAAGGAAGUGUUACACGACUUGGAAGUGCUGGUGGAGCAUUAGUGGAAACUUUCCCAAGUGGCUGUUUGACUUUAGAUUGUGCCUUAGGUGGUGGCCUUCCAAAAGGCAGAAUUGUGGAGAUAUUUGGACCAGAAAGUAGUGGAAAGACCACCUUAGCAUUGCAUGCAAUUGCAGAAGUACAGAAACUAGGAGGAAAUGCGAUGCUUGUAGAUGCAGAGCAUGCCUUUGAUCCAGCAUAUUCUAAAGCCGUAGGAGUGGAUGUAGAAAAUUUAAUUGUAUGCCAACCUGAUCAUGGAGAGAUGGCACUUGAGAUUGCAGAUCGCAUGUGUAGAUCUGGUGCCGUAGAUCUCAUUUGUGUCGAUUCUGUCUCUGCUCUUACACCAAGAGCAGAAAUCGAAGGUGAGAUUGGUAUGCAACAAAUGGGUUUGCAAGCACGCCUCAUGAGUCAAGCUCUUCGUAAAAUGUCUGGAAAUGCCUCAAAAGCUGGUUGCACUCUCAUAUUUUUGAAUCAAAUACGAUAUAAGAUUGGUGUGUAUUAUGGAAAUCCAGAAGUGACAAGUGGAGGAAUUGCGUUGAAGUUCUUUGCCUCACUUCGACUUGAAAUACGUUCUAUUGGGAAGCUAAAGUCGGCUAAAGGAGAUGAAGAAAUUGGGAUUCGAGUUCGUGUUAGAGUCCAAAAGAGCAAGGUGUCAAGGCCAUACAAGCAAGCUGAAUUUGAAAUUAUCUUUGGAGAGGGAGUAGGUAAACUGGGUUGCAUUUUAGACUGUGCUGAAAUUAUGGACAUUGUAGCGAAAAAGGGCUCGUGGUACAGUUAUGGAGACCACAGGCUGGGACAGGGAAGAGACAGAGCUCUGCAAUACUUAAAAGAUAAUCCUGCUCUCCAAGAUGAAAUUGAGAAGACUGUGCAGACCAUGCUGACUAGUGGAACUGUUCAAAUGGGAUUUCAAUCUAUUAGAAAGCCAUUGCCAAAUCAAGAAGAGGUACUUGAGGAGUUUGAAUAACGAACAAUGUAUGCCACGAUUAAGCAAUAACAACAGAGAUUCCAAGCAGAGGUAACAUUUCUUCUAUGGAUGGGGGUGGGAUGAUAAGCCUAAGCCCCCGUAGAUCCAUUUUCCCUGCUACAUCCACCAUGGGAAGCUCUUAGAAGCAAAGAAUUCCGCCUCCUUUGUUAGUUAGGUGCGAGCUAGAUGUCAUGAAGACAGUAAGAACUGGCUUCUUUGCUUCCAAUCUCUGAAGACGACGUUUUGGAUCAUCGGAGAACAUUAUUGAAGUCCUUCGGUCUCGCUAAGAGGUUGGUAUACUUUGAAACCAAAUCUUGAGAAAUUGAUCUGAAACUACUGGUGUAAUCUUUACUGCAGCUUAUCAGGUAUCAUAUUUACAUUUGUACUUGGUGUAUAACAUAUAUAAUGAUUGUUUGCCAUCCGGCCAGCUCCCAGGUACAUUUUAUCAUAGGAAGCAGAAUGAUGGAAUUCAUGCAGAUAUGGUUUCUUGUGUUAAAAACCUUCUGUAUUAGUUGCACAUGAUAGGUUAGUAGUUUGGUCCCAUUUGAUUA